Ceratotherium simum simum (southern white rhinoceros) is the source of this 833-nucleotide messenger RNA. It is a transcript of the gene RHOF, whose product is annotated as ras homolog family member F, filopodia associated. Gene Ontology annotation, biological process: small GTPase-mediated signal transduction. The record is from RefSeq and is a predicted model, not a curated record. Lineage: Eukaryota; Metazoa; Chordata; Mammalia; Perissodactyla; Rhinocerotidae. Gene Ontology annotation, molecular function: GTP binding; GTPase activity.
CGAUCCCUCAGCCCCAGCGCUCCGCCGGGCGCGCCACUGCCAGUGCUGCCGGCUCCGGGCUAUGGACGCCCCCGGGGCCCCGACCCCGACCGCCGCCCCGGGCCCGGGCCCGGGCAGGAGGGAGCUGAAGAUCGUGAUCGUGGGCGACGGCGGCUGCGGCAAGACCUCGCUGCUCAUGGUGUACAGCCAGGGCUCCUUCCCCGAGCACUACGCCCCAUCCGUGUUCGAGAAGUACACGGCCAGAGUGACCGUGGGCAGCAAGGAGGUGACCCUGAACCUCUACGACACCGCCGGGCAGGAAGAUUAUGACCGGCUUCGGCCCCUGUCCUACCAGAACACGCACCUCGUGCUCAUCUGCUAUGACGUCAUGAACCCCACCAGCUAUGACAACGUCCUCAUCAAGUGGUACCCUGAGGUCACCCACUUCUGCCGUGGGACCCCCAUGGUACUCAUCGGCUGCAAGACAGACCUAAGGAAGGACAAGGAGCAGCUGCGGAAGCUCCGGGCGGCCCAGCUGGAGCCCAUCACCUACACGCAGGGUCAGAGCGCCUGCGAACAGAUCCAAGCUGCCCUCUACCUGGAAUGUUCUGCCAAGUUUCGGGAGAAUGUGGAGGAUGUCUUCCGAGAGGCCGCCAAGGUUGCCCUUAGUGCUCUGAAGAAAGCACAGCGGCAGAAAAAACAACGGAUAUGCCUGCUGCUCUGACCCCUGGGGGGCACACGGCCCUCACGACAGGACUGACAGGGCCUGGCUCCCCAGGCAGUCUGUCCAGGCAGGAUCCCCAGACCCAACUCUUGAAAGGCACUUGGAGUUGGGCAUCUCCAGGGCCUGGGGC